This is a messenger RNA of Sphaerulina musiva SO2202, 822 nucleotides long. RefSeq lists its product as uncharacterized. NCBI's taxonomy places the organism in Eukaryota, Fungi, Ascomycota, Dothideomycetes, Mycosphaerellales, Mycosphaerellaceae. The transcript is spliced from 5 exons. The record is from RefSeq and is a predicted model, not a curated record. Bases 1 to 822 code for a protein of 273 amino acids.
AUGGACGAACUCUUUCUCACACGAAGCGACCUCCCUGCCCGCUACACUUUUUUGACUCCUCGUUGGACAGCUCUGGCGCAUGCAAGGCCAGAAAUAGACCCCGGAUGCAUACGGAAGGACACUGGGAUUGGCAUCGAGCAGGCAGGCAACUCAACAUAUCUUGCUGAGGAGAUUGUUGGCGGGUUCAGCCGGCAUGAUAAACGGGUAGCGAUGAUUCUGUACACUGCUACAGUAUUGGUUGACAUGCAAGCGACGGCAUUGCAGGGCCCAUUCUAUGCCAGCCAAUACAAGGAUCUGUGUAGUGACGAGUUAGCUUGUCCCCCCGAAGUCGAGAUGGUGGAAAGUGAGGACACAGUACCGCCCAUUGUCUCGCUCCAACCUAGUGCCACUGGCUGCAAUGUUCUUCAUCGACAUCUACUGCGAAUACCAAGACCAAUUCUACGCCAAGCAAAAACCACUUCCUCCGGCAUGCCACACAACCCAUCCACGCCCGCCAUGGGUUAUUCUCAAGCAUCGAUGUCCGACAACGCGCCUACUCCCAAACUGCCAGCCAUCAGGAUCACGCAUGCAAAGAUCGUCGAGCAGAGAAUGCGGGAUGAUCCAUUUUGGGGAAUGCCGCGAAAGCCGCAACAAGACUACAUCUGGAGUGCAGAAGACAUCAAGGCCCACAGCGACAACAAUGCAUGGAUCCGGAGCUUACGAAGCAACAUCUGUUGCGCUCAUCUCGCUCCCCGUGUCGCUUGCGCCUGCACCACCUGCGAGGCGGAGGAGGAGAAGUUGCAUCAGAUGCAGGCACAAUUCUGGGCGGAUCUGAAGCACUGA